UAUCUCUUUAAAAGAACAAGUUACAACUUUACUGUUUGCCUGGGUUGCUUCGCCAGCGACUUCUCUUCUCUCUGCAACUUAUCGGUUUUCGGAACUCCUCACCUUUCCCCUGGAAAUGACAGCGACUCCGAUGGCCCUCAGACUCUUCUGAAGCUGCGCCUCCUAAAUGCGUGGGGGUCUUAUGGCCUCAAGAAUCCUACAUUAAUCUUCAACUACUGCACUCUUUGGAAUGAUGAGGAGGGUACUUUGAUUCAGGGCACGGCUCCUUCGGAACUCACGCGCCAUUUCUCUCCGCUUCUGCAGUUGGGUAGCGUUUACUUCGUGAGCAAUUUUCGCGUCAAGCCACCGGCCCCUUCGUAUCGUUCUUGCUCUCAUAAGUUGACCAUCAUCCUCUCUGCCGCUACACAGUUCGAAGACGUGACCCGUUCGUCACCUUCAUUCUGGCCGGAUGCGUUC
Linum tenue is the source of this 456-nucleotide messenger RNA. NCBI's taxonomy places the organism in Eukaryota, Viridiplantae, Streptophyta, Magnoliopsida, Malpighiales, Linaceae. The record is from the annotation of a GenBank genome assembly.